CUGGCCUGCCAGUGCUUAACGUCCAGGCCCUAAACCAACCUUGACAUCGCCUCCGAACACUGGCAAACCCACUUUUGCGCGCCCAUUCUGACUGGCUGCGAAGUGUCUUGAGGGGCGGCCGCAGAAAAAAAAUUAUUCUCCGCAGGCUUGAGGCUGUUUUUUUGGCCUACGCAUCGACACCAACACCACGUCGUGUUGGUAGUAGCAUACCAGCUGAGGCUGCCAGACUCGUGCACCACUGUACGACGGGCUCGUGAAUAUGGCUACCGUUGCCAGCAGUGCGGUUGCCCCGGCCCCGUUGAUCACAAGCCUCGAGUCCUCGUCCCAUGCCUUCCUGCAACCUCCGCCGUCCCUACACGCCGAGGCGUUGGCCACGGUUAAGAAUAUUCUUGAUCCAUUAGCGGCAAACGUUGCAGAGAUCCAGAAACUAAGAAGAGAUGAAAACAGGAAGAAGAGGAAACGAGGCGACGUGGAACGUGAAGAGCAAAUCCUGCAACUGCGCCAGGUAUACACUGCUGGGCUGGGAGUAAAGCAGAUAUGGGAACAGGCCAAGAGGGUCCUUGAUGCGGCUUGCUCUGAAAUAGAGAGAGAUCUUACUAGCCGACAGAAUCUCGAACAAGCCAACGCAAGAGUAGCCGGAAAGUCUGAUGCCGAGGAUGCAGUCAAUGGCGUGGCAACGGUCAAUGAUGAAACUGGCCAGGAGACAGAGGAUUCUCUUGAGGACGGAUUUGAAGACGAAGAGUUGUCAGACGAAGAGGGACUGGACGGCGAAGACUAUGACGAAGAAGACGACUUGGACGAAGAUGACGUCGAAGACGAAGACAUCGAGGGAGAUGAUUCUGCUUCUGAGGCUGAGACCAAAGAUCCUGGAACGUUCGUCCCUGACCCCCACAAUCUGAACGAUGGUUUCUUCUCCAUCGACGACUUCAACAAGCAGACACAGUUUCUGGAACAACUAGACGCGAUGGGCGAGGAUGACAACCCAAGUGACGAAGAUGAGAUUGACUGGGACGCAGACCCGUUGGCGAUGCCCCUCAAUAAGCCAAAAGGGAAGUCGAGCGGCUCGGGCAAGAACCAAGCUGGUCCUACCGAUGAAGACAGCGAAUCUGACGAAGAGGACGGCCCUACAUUCGGGAAUGCCGACCUCAACGCCCCAGACAGCGAUGAGGAAAUGUUGGAUGAGGAGACCAACGGCCUUGAAGAUGGUAUCCCAGGUCUAGACAACACAAAUGACAUUCGAUAUGAGGAUUUCUUUGCGCCUCCUCCCAAGAAACUAUCCAAGACAAAACGAAUGCGAGCUCUACCAAAGACGCAGCCUGCGCCCCAAACCCAGCAGCAAGACGAAGACAUCGAGGGGGACAUGCAGCGAGCGAUGAAUGAUGUGCGGCGAGAUUUGCUGGAAUCCGAUGAAGAGCUAUCCGAUGAGGAAUCAGGUUCGGAAGCGGAUGGUGACAGGCCCUCAAUGAAGAACAUGUCAACCCACGAAAAGCAAAGAGCAGCCAUAGCGGCCGAAAUCCGCCGCCUCGAAGCUGCCAACGUCGCCAAGCGUGACUGGACAUUGUCAGGAGAAGCACGAGCUGCAGACCGACCGCUCAACUCGCUGAUCGAGGAAGAUCUCGAAUUUGAGCGAAUCGGCAAGCCUGUUCCUGUGGUCACGUCCGAAGUCUCGGAAGAAAUCGAACAAUUGAUCAAACGACGUAUCCUCGCUCGCGAGUUUGAUGAAGUUGUCCGCCGCCACCCAGAUGCCCUCGGUAAUGCCAACGAAACACGCCGGGGUCGAGUGGAAGUCGACGACACAAAGCCACAGUCCGGCCUUGCAGAAGUGUAUGAGCAGGAACAUCUACGCUCGACAGACCCAGGAUAUGUCGACAAACGAUCCGCGGCGACCAAGAAGCAACAUGAAGAGAUUAGUAGGUUGUGGAAGGAGGUUUCUGCUCAACUAGACCUGUUGAGCAACCUACACUUUAAGCCGAAGCGCGUCGAAGCUGAGAUCAAGACUGUUGAAGAUAAACCUACCAUCAGCAUGGAAGAUGCCAGGCCUGUCGGCAUGGGUGUCAAUGCGGAAGAGAGCAUGCUCGCUCCUCAAGAGGUGUAUCGUCCCGGCGAGGAGAAGACUGACCGCGACCUGGUGGUGCGCAAGAGCGGUGUCAGCGUCAAUAAAGAUGAGAUGACAAGGGAGGAAAAGAUCCGGCGCCGAAGGAGGGAGAAGGAGCGCAUCAAGAAGGCCCAAGCUCAGGGCAAGGCUCCUGUUGCUGGACCUGAUGGCGCCGCGACAACAGUCUCUCGCAAGAAGAAGACCGAGCAGGAGAAGGCUGAUAUUCUGACGGAGCUACGUAAAGGAAACGUCAAGAUUAUUGAUAAGAAGGGCGAACUCCAGGACCUAGGAGGCAAGAAGAACAAGAGACCGGAUCGCCAGACCAUAGAGUCCGGCGGCGGUACUCUGAAAUUGUAGACCCGUGUUUGCCUUGGGGCUGUUCUAUGCUGGUCUCUAUAUUCCUGGCUUAAUUUUCCAGACGGGGAUUUCUGUUGAAAGCGAUUGGCAAGACGGGUCACUGGGGAGGACACAUUACAACAAUGAACCACCUUGAAUAGUUUAGAUAUCCGGCCAUACGUGCACAGCCUUGCUCUCCCCUAUUGCGCGGCUGGCAAUACAAUCUAUCAACAAAGCUCG
Exophiala dermatitidis NIH/UT8656 is the source of this 2671-nucleotide messenger RNA. Its product is annotated as cohesin complex subunit SCC1. Lineage: Eukaryota; Fungi; Ascomycota; Eurotiomycetes; Chaetothyriales; Herpotrichiellaceae. Gene Ontology annotation, biological process: rRNA processing. Bases 260 to 2452 code for a protein of 730 amino acids. Gene Ontology annotation, cellular component: Mpp10 complex; nucleus; small-subunit processome. The transcript has a single exon. The record is from RefSeq and is a predicted model, not a curated record.